Molecule: messenger RNA, 1632 nt
Organism: Anthostomella pinea
Lineage: Eukaryota; Fungi; Ascomycota; Sordariomycetes; Xylariales; Xylariaceae
Source: the annotation of a GenBank genome assembly
AUGAGACAGCAUGCCCUGACCGGACUCGGUCUCCUCCAGGCCGCCUCUGGCGUCGCCGGGUAUGUGUGGCCAUCGCAGACUGACUAUCUGGAAGAUCUCAUGAUGCUGCAUUCUGGCUAUAUCAGGUUCGGCUUCAUAGACUCCGUCAACCCGUGUUCCUUCGGCACAAACGUCGCCGGCCGCCAGAACGCAGCCGAGUGGAUUCGGACCGCAUACCACGACAUGUCGACCCACGACGCAGCCGCUGGAACAGGCGGCGUAGAUGCGUCCAUCAUGUUCGAGUUAGAGCGCCCCGAGAACAUUGGCGAUGCCUUCAACAACACCUUCGGCUUCCUGAGCGGCUUCUACUCGACUCAAGCCUCUGCGUCGGAUCUGAUAGCCCUGGCUGUGGUCACGGCGGCUUACGCGUGUAAUGGCCCAGACAUCCCAUUCCGCGCUGGUCGGAUAGAUGCAACAGAAGCAGGCCCGUCGGGUGUGCCCAAGCCUGAGCAAGAUCUCGCGACGCACACCAGCAUUUUCGCAACGGCCGGUUUCAACACGACCGACAUGAUCACCAUGGUAGCCUGUGGACACACACUCGGUGGCGUCCACGGCGAGUUCUUCCCCCAAAUCACAGGCAACUCCUCUGUGGGCCAAAAGUCGCGUUUCGAGGGCGACAGCAACGAGUCCUACGCCGAGUUCGACAAUGUGGUCGUGACGGAUUACCUCGAGGGCGGGAGGGAGAAUGUGCUCGUGGCCGGUUCCAAUGAGACCACCAACUCCGACAAGCGCGUCUUCGGCGCAGAUGGCAACGUGACCAUGAAUGCUCUAGCAGAUCCCGCCGUGUACCAGGCCAAGUGCGCGAAUAUACUGGAGAGAAUGAUCAAUACGGUGCCCGCGACGGUGACUCUAGGCGACGCUAUUCAGCCUAUCGACAUCAAGCCCUACGUGAGCACGAUGGGCCUCAACAGUAAUGGUACCAUCGACUUUGAAGGACGCAUUCGGGUGCGCACAUCCACGGCAACGGGAAGAGACAGCGAUGACCUGGCGGUACACAUGACUUAUGCCGAGCGCGACGGCACCAACGCUUCGAGUGUCAUCACCACCACACAUCCUACCUACGAGGCCGGCAGCUCGUUCGGCCUGUACAAAGAGAGCUUCACUUGGUUCGAGUUUGCCGCGCAGCUGGAUCCGACCGCGGGAAUCAGCAAGUUCAACGUCCACCUCUCGACUCCAUCCACCGGGGUGGCAGUCGUCUUUGACAAUGAAGGGAACGGGUUUCCUCUCGACGAUUCAGUGCUGUAUCAGCAGCCGCAGUCCUGUCUGAAUACCACGCAAGUCGACGGGAACAUGAAUCUUACAGUGUCGGCUGCCGUAAGGAAGAAUCGGGUUAGCGAAUCGCUUAUGUUGGACCUGGUGCGCAGGGUCCCGCGUCAAGGACUUGUACUCCCCGCACUGGAUGUACAACCAUUAGCUUUCGAGAAGACGGAGACCGAAAAGGCAGGAUACGUACUUUUCACGGCUCAGACGUCGAUUGCUGCGCAGAGCUGGAGCACAUCGUUCGAUGUGGUCCUAGGAGACGGCAAUGGACAGAGCAUUGUCGAGUACCAGAAGACGAGUCUGCUCACUUCUGAUCCCUGCGUGGCGCUGUAG